Molecule: messenger RNA, 3891 nt
Organism: Phalacrocorax carbo (great cormorant)
Lineage: Eukaryota; Metazoa; Chordata; Aves; Suliformes; Phalacrocoracidae
Source: RefSeq, a predicted model, not a curated record
GAGGGGGGCGGGGGCGGGGUGGGGCUGCAAGCCUGGUGGCCCCUCGGGGCCCUUGGGAGGCCGCAGGGCCGCGCCCCCGCCUCGGUCACCUCUGACCGGGUUGCUCCCACAGGGUGGCCGGGCCGCAGGGGUCCCGGCCACAAACAGGUAGUGCUGCCACCGGAGCAGCCGCCGUGCUGAGCCUUCCAGCCACGGUUACCGGUAUCCCCUGAUGCCUGGCAGCGCUCUGCUCCCCGGUCCCGUAUGAAUUCAUCGCUGCCACAUUCUGCUCCACCCCAGAAACAUAGCCCGAGCCUUGAGAACAGCACCAUAUUGAAACAGAGGCAAGAACUCCAGCUUUUAAUUGCAGAACUGAAAGAUCGUGAUGAGGAACUCAAUGACAUGGUUGCAGUACAUCAAAGACAGCUCUUAGCCUGGGAAGAUGAUCGGCAAAAAAUACUGACUUUAGCAGAACGAUGCAACUUAUUAAACCAUGAGCUGAACAAGAGAAAUGAAAUUAUAAAAUCACUGACGAAAAGGUUAAAGUUCUUAGAAUCUCAGCAGAAUGACAGUAAGACAACAUAUGAAAAUACACAACAGAAGUUUAAAGAGCUGUCUCGAAAAGUAACAGAUGCAACUGUUCACUGUCAGGCUCUGGAGGAGAAAAAUCAAAGUCUCCACUGCUCAGUUUUGGAACUGUCUGCUAAAACAGGGCAGCUGCAAGCGAGGGAGCAGGAGCUUCUUACUAUGCUUAAGCUGAAGGACGAGGUUAUACUUGAAACAACUGAUCAUAUUACUGAGUUUACAUCUAAAUUCAAAAAGCUGGAAAGUGCAUUGCGUGCAGCAAAGACAGAGGAAUUCAGUCUCAACAAAGAAAAGCAAGACCUCAAACUGAGACUAAAAGAACUAAUACUUGAAACAAAUAAACUGAAAGAUGACCUCUGUGAAAAGGUGGAAGAAAAUAAUACGCAGCAGGAAGAAAUCAUUCACCUCAAACAAGAAAAUGGCUGCUUGAGGAAUGAGCUCGCACUUGUUGUUGAGAAAGCAAAGAGAAAGGAUCAACUUCUUCAGUUUGCCAAGUCUAAACAAGCACGGACUGACACAGAAUUAUCAAGUUUGCGACAGAUGUAUGUAAAACAGCAGCGUGACUUGCAAUUUCUUCACGCGAAUUUGGAAAGCUCUCAGGAAUUAAGGCAAAAGCAUGAAAGGGCAGCAAAUGAAAGGAGCACAGCUAUGGCAUUCUCUGCCCCUGAAAGUAGCAGCGAGACAGACACGGUUAGGACUGAGGGCACCCACGGGAUUUGCGAGGAGUGUGGAACUGCACAAGUUCCAAAAAGUAGGGUAAAAACCACGUCUGAGAUGUGUGAAGUAGAUAAUAAACUGUUACUGAAUGCCUCAGACUUGGAGGAAACUACCUCAGCAUACUUAAACCAGUGUCAAAAAGUUGUGAAAGUCAUGGCUCUCCUUACGGAAGAAGAAGAAAAGCAGGAUGUUGCAUCAAGCUCUGAUGAGCUAGGCAGCCAAGUAUUUUGUGAGGCAAACAACACAAGGCCAUUGAGAAACAGGGAAAUUUCUGAGAAUGAAGUGGAAAGCAGAGACCAACAAACCUUUGAGUCAUCUUCACCUGAAUAUGAGCAUUGGCUUAACGUCAGUUGCGUAGAUUCACAAAGUACUUUGAUCCAGAACACCAUCACAUCUGACAAAACUGAUAAUGAAAAUAAAACCUGGGAAGAGAGAACUGGAAUGCUCUUUGGCCAAAAAAGCAGAGAGCCUACUGUUGCCGUUCACGAGUCUGAAUCUGAGUCCUGUAGUAAUAACUUCAUCAUAAAAAAACGUGCAUGGUGGAAGCCGGUAUCAGAUCCAGAAUGGUUGAAGAUUUUCAAACCCAUAAAAGGAGAUGGAAGUAUAUGUCAUGGAAAAGAUUGCAACUGUCUCAAGACUGCACAAGAGAUGAAAUGUGCCAGCCCAAAAAGGGAUUUUAGGGGAGAAGGAACAAAUUCAACCCAGGAAAUGGAGAUACAGCAGAUAUCCUUCAUAAGGGAGGACUGCUCUACUCAUCUGGGAUUUGCUGCUGAGCUGUCAAGUUGUCUUGAAUGCCCACAUUUGGUCCUCGGAGCCCUGCUGACUGGGGAUGGAUUGACUCAGUGCAAAUCCCAGACUGUCUGCUUUCCAGCCUCUGCUGACUCUGAUUUGCCACUGAAUAAAUUCUCACCCCAUAAAUGGGAGGAUUGCAGUCUUCAGUGUGGGCUUCUUGUUAAGUCAUUAAUGGCAGAGACCAAACACAACAUUCCUUCUGGGACUUGAAUCUGGAUCCUCCAGUUUUCCAUUGCUGGCUUCAUAGUGCUGAUGCUGUAUUUUGCAUGUAGGGAAGGGUACUGGCACCUCCCUGUCAGCCCAGCAAAUAUUUUUGACAUGAGUUCUUGAAUUCUGGAACAGCCAACAAGAAGGCUAUUAACACAGUCAAAUACCUUAUCCAACUGCAAGAGCGAUUGUGAAAUAUGGUAGUGCAGGAAUCAUUUAUGUGUGCUCUGACUUAGUGACUUAAUUUGUGUUGGACCAACAUUUGCUUCCUUUGGAUUUUUAUCUCAAUUCUGAUUUUAAAGAUGGAGCAUCAGCAGUUACUUGUUCAGUCUGCUCCUGCUGGAGGAAGCCACCUGUUCCUUGAGCUGUCUCCUGCCUCAGAAUCAAACCUGUUUUCCCCAUUUCCCUCCCAACCUGUGUAUCCUUCAAAACUAGCUGUGCUCAUUUCAUUUCCUUGCAUCCUCUGCUUCUAGGCUGCCACAGCUACUUCCCUCAUAUCUCUUCAGAGCCUUUCCUUGUCAGAAGUUCACAAACAUGAGCUCUUCUCUCUUAAAAGCCUGUUGUAUCCCAGUACAAGAGAAGUUAAAUGAGACACAGCAGACUGUUCCGAGCUGGCAUCUCUCACAAGGGCUUUUCUUAGCUUGAAUGUAAUUUACAAAUAAACCUUUUUGUAACAGUCUUGCCAGGUAUGGAAUGUGUUGUAUCUAAAGAAUAUUUAAUGAAAUGUUGUAAAUUUGAUUUUCUUUAGACUAUACGUAUUUUUUAAUUAUUUACCCGAUCUAGGCAGUGCUAGGAUUGUGCUUCUGUUUUGUUCGGAAGUGUGAUGAAUACAGAGGUGUUUUAUCUGGGGAGAUGGUUGCUAUUGUAUUUACUUUUAAAAAAAACCUCUAUGAAGUGGAAAUGAGCAGUUGCAAAUUAAAUUCACUGCAUAGCUUAUAACUGCUAGAAGAAACCAGGGCACAUCUUUGUACAAGCUUCAGACAGCACUCAGCACUGUGUGAAAACACAGCACAGGGGACAGGUGAUCCUGGGGAAGAGGGCUUAGUUGGGGUGAUCAAGACAGUUUCUAAGAUGCUACAGCUUUUAUUAGUUCUAGUCUUAAUUUGUGAUUAAUUGGUGCUGGAGCUGAGUGAGGGAUUGGGUACAUUUUGAUGAAAUUGUGAUUUAAGGAAUUGGAAUUGAGAACUGUCUCUAGGCUAGGCUUUAAUAACGUUAACUUUUGGUGUGGGAAAGGUGUAAGAGAAAAGUUUCAAUCAUUUGACAUGCACAGUAAGAGCUAAAAACCUUUUGCAUUGGGACAAGCUUGGGAUGGCUGUGAGUCAGUCUUUGGACAGUAAUAAUGUGCAGGGUAUGAUUGUUGCUUUAACUGUCAUUUAAAUUGCUUUUCAGAUAUUCCUAAAUACACUCAAUUGUACACCGUGCUAAAUUAAUAUUUUGUUCUGCUUUGAAACCUAGGGGAAGAGGUAUGCCGAUAGAUCUUAUACUUCAGCUCCACACUGAAAUGGUAGUCAGGCAACUGAGUUUUGUGCUUAAUUACAGUUUGCCCAAACAGCACUUUGCUGUUUGCUGCUGUAUUUAAAAAUAAAUAAAAUAAAACCUCCUUGGGAAGGC